UCCAAACCAACAUACACCGUCGACCAUUUUUGACCAUUGGAUUUUAUCGUCCGCAAAUCCUGACAUUUCGUGGCCAAAGAUAGGCUCGCAAAAGACAUUUGUGUCAAAAUAAUAGUUCUUUGUUGAUUUGUACCCACUUCAACUUUUUUUUGGGCGAAAGGCGCGUCCUUGCAAUCUUCUUUUUUUGCAACUGGUUCUAUUCAUUGAUCUAUCAGCCAUGUCUCGAGGCGGCACUACCCUCUACGUAACUGGCUUUAGCCACGGUACUCGCGCUCGCGACCUGGCCUACGAGUUCGAACGAAUCAUUUCGAUCGAGACUCGGGAAGAAAAGACAUCACGAUUCCUCCUCCACUCUUCGUCGCUCCGUCCCUCUUCGCUGCCAGCAUCCUUUCCGUCGAGACCAUCGCAUCGCAUCGCAUCGUCCUCUCCUCCGCAUUCUAUUGCCGUCACAUACUGCCUCCUCAUGAGCUAUUGCUCAUACGCCAGCCAUUGCACGGUCGAGCGGUCGAUGCCGAAUGGCGCAACGUGCUAUGGCCGCCUUGUCCGAUGCGACAUUCCGGCACCUCGAUCUGCGUCUAGCAGGCUUUUCGCAUUUGUCGAGUAUGAAGAUCGCCGUGACGCUGAUGAGGCAUACCACGACAUGCACAACAAGCGCCUCGGCCGUGAUGACAUUUUGAAAAUCGAAUGGGCCCGCACCCCUCCCUCAGCGUCCUGGCGCUUUGAGUCGGGCCGCGACCGUGACCGCGGCAGUGACCGUGGCGACCGCUCUCGCCGCUCUCCUCGACGCGGCCGAUCUCCCUCGCCUCCCCGCCGCCGCGAUUACUCCCCUAGGAAGGAUGAUCGCCGUGACAGGGACAGAGACCGUGACCGCGACUACGACAGGGACUCUCGCCGCGACCGCGACCGCUCUCGCAGCCCCGAUACCCGUGACCGUGACCGGGAGAUGAAGGAUGUGGACCGCGACGACCGUGACCGCCGCGAGAACGGUACCAAUGGCGAGGACCGCAAGCCCGCUGCCGACAGUCCCCCUCCAGCUCGCGACGAAGACCUUGACGUCGCCGAGUAGAUACAUUUCCCAAAAAACGGCGUAGCACCAUGUCAUAUCCCCCGUCUCUCAUAUUAUUUCUCCAGUUGGGGGCAAGUUAGGCUCAUUGUCUCUUGUUUCUGAUUUUCUCCGGGUUUACUCACUUGAUCGCUCCUUAUUGGCGUUUCACAAAAAUCACUUGUGUUUAGUUUCGAGCCGCCGGCCGAUCCGUUGUCGAAUAUUACUUUUCAUAGACAGACGAGCGAUACGUAACCGGGAAAACACGCGAAUCGAUCGAACGGAACAGAACGGAAUCCACGAACGAGUGCGUCUAGUGAUACCAGCGAGCCUUUUUCACCACUUGCAUCAAUUCCCCGAUCCAGUAAUUAGUCCGCUUUUUUAGUUAGCAACGACUGCCAUUUAGUAGUACUCCGUGUUUCUGACGCUCUUGAUUAACCGUGGUCGCGUGGAGACUAUUUUAUUGUUUUUGAAAUGCAUAUAUUUACAGUGUUGACAACAGCCAAUGCGAAUCAUAUACGAUCCUUUUCUGGAGAGGUAAGUAAUUUUGGCGAGAUUCCACCUGUUCAGACGCAAUUAUCAGAGAUCUCUACAGGCUCCCAGGAAAAUAAGGAGAGAAGGACAAUCCUGAUGUGAGGGGGCAUAGCCACAGUACCGGACUUUGCCAUGUAGAACACUACAGACGUUUCAGUCCAAAGCACUGUAGGCAGGCAGCUUCUCUGCAGCUGUGACAUGUGUCAAAUGUACCAAGCUCGUUACGCAGAGUUCUGACCGGUUUGGUCAGCAUCGCUAUGAGCAAGAAACUCUAGAUCAAAGCGACUGAUUGCCC
Messenger RNA from Pyricularia grisea, 1871 nucleotides. RefSeq lists its product as uncharacterized. Lineage: Eukaryota; Fungi; Ascomycota; Sordariomycetes; Magnaporthales; Pyriculariaceae. Gene Ontology annotation, molecular function: RNA binding. The transcript is spliced from 6 exons. The coding region runs from base 218 to 1066 and encodes 282 amino acids. The record is from RefSeq and is a predicted model, not a curated record.